AAAAUUUCUCAGCGAAUAAGUGUCGGCUGCUUCUUUAUUUCUUGGGUUCUGCGUUUGCGAAUUCACUUCUAUAAAAACCUUUUCCUUCUUACAAACAAAAAAGCUACUGGCAUUAAGGACUUGGAUCAUGUAUAUAUUUUCUUGGAUUCUUUUCUCCUUUUUACAUUUAUAAUAUAUAGCUUUUAGUUUAUACACCAACAUUUGGUGUUGGAGCUUAUUUUAGCUCCAUAAAUAAGAACACUGAACUGGGUUCAGCGUAAAAUUUCGUUCCAAGUAAUCCCAUUUUAGAGAUUUUCUCAAUCUCUUCAUUGCCAUUUUCAGAAUGGUAAAUGGGAGUGUGAAAGUGCAACAAUGGAUAUAUUCAUUACUUACUAUGUCGAUGAUUUUUAGAACUGAAGGGCUGUUUGUUAAUAUUACUUACCUUCUGAGUGGGGUGGCAAAAGGAGCAGUAUGUUUGGAUGGGAGUCCACCUGCGUAUCAUCAUGACAAAGGAUUUGGUACAGGGGUUAAUAGUUGGUUAAUCCAGAUGGAGGGAGGAGGUUGGUGCAAUAAUGUCACCACUUGCCUUUCUCGUAAGAAUACUCGCUUGGGAUCGUCCAAACAGAUGGUAAAACAACUUGCGUUCUCGGGAAUUCUAAGCAACAAGCCUCAGUUUAAUCCAGACUUCUAUAACUGGAACAGAGUGAAGGUUAGGUAUUGCGAUGGAUCAUCCUUCACCGGUGAUGUUCAAGCAGUCAAUCCGAUUAAUAAACUUCACUUCAGAGGGGCAAGAGUUUUUCUUGCUGUUAUGGAGGAUUUGUUGGCAAAGGGAAUGAAGAACGCUGAAAAUGCUAUUCUGUCUGGAUGUUCAGCUGGCGGAUUGACUUCAAUUUUACAUUGUGACAGCUUCAAGGCGCUCCUACCAAUGGGUGCUAAAGUAAAGUGUUUUUCAGAUGCUGGUUAUUUUAUCAAUGUGAAAGAUAUUUCUGGUGCGCCUCAUAUUGAAGAGUUCUUUGGAGAUGUUGUCCGAUUACAUGGUUCUGCCAAGAAUCUGCCGCCAUCAUGUACGUCAAGAUUGAAACCAAAUUUGUGUUUUUUCCCGCAAAAUGUUGUUCAACACGUGCGGACACCACUUUUUCUAGUUAAUGCAGCCUAUGAUUCCUGGCAGAUAAAGAACAUUUUGGCUCCUGGUAUUGCUGAUCCCCAUGGGGUCUGGCGCAACUGCAAACUUGACAUACUGAGAUGCUCUUCCAAGCAGCUUCAAACUAUGCAAGGUUUUAGAUUGAGGUUUCUGAGAGCAUUAUAUGCACUUGGCCCUUCUUCAUCAAGAGGGUAUUUUAUCAACUCUUGCUAUGCACACUGUCAAACUGAAGUUCAAGAAACAUGGUUCAGGCCUGACUCUCCUAAGUUGGCUAACAAGACAAUUGCCAAAGCACUCGGAGACUGGUUCUUCGACAAAAAUCCAUUCCAGAAGAUUGAUUGCCCUUACCCUUGUGAUAAAACUUGUCACAACCGUGUUUUUGAUCCAAAUGUCUAUCCUUUUGAUAUUGAUAUGUAAAUCAUUGAUAGAAGUAAUUCUUUGAGAUCACUGAUGUGGAAAAUCAGAAACUCCCAAAGGGAAAUAUAGAAAAUAUAGAAGGAAAGAAGUUUGUAUUGAUUUAUUAAAUAUUUCACAAUAAGGGAAGGGUACCUUAGCAUAAAAUUGUAUGUUGCGGUGCGCUACACAGAAACUAUGUAUUCUUAUGCAAUUAGUAUGAUAGUCUCAAUAAAAGUGAUUUUAUACUUA
Messenger RNA from Nicotiana attenuata, 1765 nucleotides. Its product is annotated as pectin acetylesterase 8-like. Bases 323 to 1537 code for a protein of 404 amino acids. The transcript has 13 exons. Gene Ontology annotation, cellular component: plant-type cell wall. Gene Ontology annotation, molecular function: pectin acetylesterase activity. The record is from RefSeq and is a predicted model, not a curated record. NCBI's taxonomy places the organism in Eukaryota, Viridiplantae, Streptophyta, Magnoliopsida, Solanales, Solanaceae. Gene Ontology annotation, biological process: cell wall organization.